Clonostachys rhizophaga is the source of this 1329-nucleotide messenger RNA. The record is from the annotation of a GenBank genome assembly. NCBI's taxonomy places the organism in Eukaryota, Fungi, Ascomycota, Sordariomycetes, Hypocreales, Bionectriaceae.
AUGGCUUCAUUUUCGGACGCGCCCACCGAGGUCAUUGACCAGAUCCUGAGCGAUGUCCCGGCGUCGGACCUGCCCAGCGUCUGCCUUGUGAACAAAGUACUGAGGCGCUCUGCUGAGCCAUAUCUUUACUCCGCUGCCUCCUUCCAGUGGGAUUUUCAAUCAGUACCCCGCGUUGAUUCUCUUCUCCUCACCCUCUUGCGGAGACCUGAGCUACUCGACUAUCUGGAUACCGUGACGUUGCAAGGCCAUCUCUUCAAUGAGAGAACCCCUCCGCCCCCAAUAAAUAUAUCGAACAUUCCUUUCGAUGAAUUUAUUGCUGCUAUUGAAAAAACCGGUGUGGCAUUCGCCAGCAUGUGGGUUGACAAGUUGAGGUCGCCCAGCACAUGCAUGUACGCAAUGGUUGCCCUCUUGAUCACACAACUUUCCAACACUACUCAUCUCACGGUCGGCCACGCUUAUAUAAACGGCCAGUCGCUCGUGCCCAAAGUGCUCAAGGCUAAAAUCUUCGGCCAGCUACCUGCGUUCGAGCGACUAAGAGAACUCCGAUAUCUGAAGCGAUGCGAUAUUUCAUCUUUCGAAAAUAAUGUGGUAUUCUCGGAUACCAUCAAUCUCUUCUACCUGCCAACAGUUACACAUAUCGAGGUCUCAAUGACAAAUCCCCGGGAUUUUCAGUGGCCAGCAGGCGAGCCGAACUUGGACCAUCUCACCUCACUCAAGAUCGGAUGGCUUUUUGAACCAUUCUUAGCUGAGAUCUUUAAACAAACCCGAAAUUUGAGAUCACUUCACUGGACUUGGGAACACCAUGGUGAUUGGGUUGGUCCUUGGGAAACGACUAUCCUUGACUUUGAAAAUAUCAUGGACGCCUUGCGGUUUCUCAAAGCCUCACUGGAGAAGCUUACAUUGGAGUUGUACCUCGGGCUCGAUGAUGAGUUGGCUGAUAAUCUCAAGAUGACUGUCAGGGGAAAUCUGUGCGGUCUACGCAACUUCCCCCGGAUCACACACCUAGACGUCCCAUUAACAUCGCGCAGAGCGGACAACUCCGAUCCUUUGCCGCUAGCGGACUAUGCUCCCGAUAGCGUCGAGGUUCUCACUCUUUCUGGAAGUGCUUUAGUUGAUGAUGAAUGUCCGCAUGAGUGGGAUGGGUGGGUAGAACGGGCUGAAUUUAAGGAUCUAGUUCCUUUGAUUAAGGAUUUACGUAAUGUUCGUCCUUCAAAACUGCCACGGCUGCAGCGAGUUGAAAUUAUCGAUGAUCAUGGUGGGAAUAUUCGACGUGAAAUAGGAGGGCAGAUCGAAGCGCUUGAUCUCGGUUUCAAGGUUCAGAUCAUUUAG